Molecule: messenger RNA, 2005 nt
Organism: Neurospora tetrasperma FGSC 2508
Lineage: Eukaryota; Fungi; Ascomycota; Sordariomycetes; Sordariales; Sordariaceae
Exons: 3
Coding region: 68-2005 (645 amino acids)
Molecular function (GO): long-chain fatty acid transmembrane transporter activity; long-chain fatty acid-CoA ligase activity
Source: RefSeq, a predicted model, not a curated record
AUUAUACAUACACUAGGGUGCUUAUACUUGACUGACCGUCUGUGCGCCGCCCCCGUUUUCUGCCGAUAUGGCUUCAAUACCCCUACAAGUUACCAUUCCCGCGGUAGCUGCUGCUGCUGCUUACGCCAAUGCUCGAUUCCUUGCUUACUACGACCUGGAACUACUCAGGGCCAUCGUUCCUACCGUCCUCGGCGGUGCCUGGAAGCGCUACCGGGACCGUGUGAAUCUCUUUUACCAACUUGAGAACCUCGCAACCGCCAAGUCGUCCGAAAACAGAGUGUUCCUUCGGUUCGAAGACCGGGCAUACACGUAUGCGCAGGCUUAUGAUACAGUCCUGCGCUAUGCCAACUGGCUCAAGGACAGGCGCGGCGUCAAGAGGGGCGAUCUCGUUGGCUUGGACUUUCAAAAUACCGAUACUUUCAUCUUCCUCGUCCUCGCUACGUGGGCCAUUGGAGCGUCGCCGGCGCUGCUGAAUUACAACCUUACCGGUAACCCGCUUAUUCACUGCGUGAACAAGUCAACGGCGCGGUUGGUCCUGGUCGAUCCCGUUGUUGCGGGCAAUGUCAGUGAAGAUGUCAGGUCGGCUUUGGGGGGCGUCAUCUUCGAAGUCGUGACGCCAGAGCUGGAACAAGAGAUGUUGGCAAUGGAUAGCGUCCGCCCUGCGGAUGAGCUGAGAAGCGGAUUCAAGGACAAAGACAUGGCGAUGCUUAUCUACACUAGCGGUACGACUGGCUUGCCCAAAGCUGCCAUUAUCUCAUGGGCCAAGGCUGCCACUGUUGCCAAUUUCACCUUUCGAUGGCUCGGCACCAAUGUGAACGACGUGUAUUAUACGGCCAUGCCUCUUUACCACAGCACAGCCAUGCUGUUGGGCUUUGCUCAUACUUUGGCAGCAGGUGCCACUUUUGCCAUGAGCCGUAAGUUCUCGACUUCCGGAUUUUGGAAUGACGUCCGAAAACACAAUGCCACGAUUAUCCAGUACGUUGGAGAGACGUGCCGGUACCUCCUAUCGGCACCUCCCAUCAUUGAUCCAGUUACUGGUGAAGACCUUGACCGCAAACAUAGAGUACGCGCUGCCUUUGGAAACGGACUGCGACCGGAUGUAUGGAACCGAUUCAAGGAGCGUUUUGGAAUCGAGACGAUCGCCGAAUUCUAUGGCGCGACCGAAGGCACCUUUGCGACGUGGAACAAGAGCCGAAACGACUUCAGCAUGGGUGCAGUGGGGCGAAGCGGUAGUCUCUAUAACGUUAUCUUUACAAGAGAGGUUGCCAUUGUCGAGGUGGACCAUGAAACCGAGCUUCCUCGCCGAGAUCCCAAAACCGGGUUUUGUACCCGAGCGCCCCGCGGAGAGCCAGGCGAGCUGCUCUUCAGGUUACCGCCUGGCGAUAUCAACUCUCGCUUCCAGGGCUACUAUGGCGAUGAGGAAUCAACAUCGAAAAAGGUGAUGAGGGAUGUGUUUAGCAAGGGCGAUGCCUGGUUCCGUACCGGUGAUGUGCUGCGCUGGGAUAACGAGAACCGAGUUUACUUCAGCGACCGUAUCGGUGACACUUUCCGGUGGAAGAGUGAGAACGUCUCGACUGCUGAGGUUGCCCAGGUGGUUGGCUUGCAUCCCGCGGUUCUCGAGUGCAAUGUCUACGGCGUCCAGGUGCCCAGCCACGAGGGUCGCGCGGGCUGCGCCGCCGUGGUUUUGAAGCCGUCGUGCUUGGUGCAGACAAGCGGUGAGGCGGCUAGAGCACCUAGGCCAACCGACGACACCGUCAAGAGUCUAGCUGAGCAUGUCAAGAGGGGGCUCCCCAAGUACGCCUUGCCUCUCUUCCUGCGCGUAGUGCCGGAGGGAGGCCUCCAGGCGACAGGUACGAACAAGCAGCAGAAGCACAACCUACGGAGCGAGGGCGUAGAUCCGGCCAGGACGGGUGAGGAUGAAGUGUUCUGGCUAAGGAACGGUACGUACGUCAAGUUCGGUGUAGCGGAUUGGAAGGAGCUUAAUGGGGGUAAUGUGAAGCUUUGA